ACAAAAGAGUGAAUGAUUAUGCUAGGAAUCAGACAAAGACUGGUGGACAGUUUGGUAAAGUGAAGCCAAAUAUGGAGAUUGUGCUGGCAGCCAUGAGGGACAAGGCCAAGCAUUGGGUCCAUGGCCAGGAGACAGAGACUGGGGCAUCUGAGCAACUGCUUUCAAAUAAGGCAGCCUGCUUCUGGACAUGGGAAAGCCAGAGGAGGAAAAGGAGGUUGAGGCGGAGCCUCAAGCUAAUCUGGGGCACCAUUGCCAUCCAGGGUAGAUGGGGUCUAGUUGAUUGUGUAGGACGCCAAGAUGACACCCAGCAUAAGAGAAGAGAAGGUGCUCUAGCUGUUAUGACCAGCACACCAAUUACCAGGAGCAUGGAUCUGCAGCAAGUUCAGCAGGAGACGCUCAGAAUGCAGCAAGCUAUGCUGCAAACAUUUAAAAUCAUCCAUGUUGAUUUUUGUAAUUAUCCACAAUUGUUUGCAGCAGUUUGUUAAUGGAAAUCUGUAGUAACAUUGAACAAUGCAACUUCCUCUGCAUUUUUUUUUAACUGGAAACCUGUUGAAUAUUGUUUUUAGAAUAUGAAGUAAAU
Messenger RNA from Lytechinus pictus (painted urchin), 580 nucleotides. RefSeq lists its product as uncharacterized. The transcript is spliced from 3 exons. Lineage: Eukaryota; Metazoa; Echinodermata; Echinoidea; Temnopleuroida; Toxopneustidae. The record is from RefSeq and is a predicted model, not a curated record. The coding region runs from base 72 to 485 and encodes 137 amino acids.